Quercus robur (English oak) is the source of this 3385-nucleotide messenger RNA. RefSeq lists its product as uncharacterized. The transcript has 8 exons. The record is from RefSeq and is a predicted model, not a curated record. NCBI's taxonomy places the organism in Eukaryota, Viridiplantae, Streptophyta, Magnoliopsida, Fagales, Fagaceae. The coding region runs from base 519 to 3212 and encodes 897 amino acids. Gene Ontology annotation, molecular function: protein dimerization activity; DNA binding.
GAUUGGCUUUGGAUAGAAGAAAACCCUAACACACGGCGGGUCGAACUCGAGUUGAAACAUUCUCACCCACUCACCCAUUCCCACUCGUGAGUCGCGACUCGCACCAUUGAUCUCACCCUCCUUCUCUCUCGAUUUCACCCUAAUUUUCUUCCACCAAUCUCUUACCUUUUACUCACAAAAUUUUUUUUUUUUUUUCCGAGUUCUCUAAAUUUUUAUUGACCUUCAAAAGCAAAGCAAAGCAAAAGCACCAUCUGACUCGGCGUUCCAUUUUCUAACUCGGCUCCUUCCUUCCAUACACUCACCUUUGCGGUAUGCGAUAUUUUCAUUUUAGGUUGAAGGGCUCAUUUGAGAUAUCCGAGGAAGUAACACCAGGCAGGCAAGGUUAUCUGUUUUUUCAAAGGGGCAUGCGGCUGGCACUUUCUACUCCUAGAGAGUUUUUGGCUCAUUGGACUCGCAAUCAACAUAAUCGGAUAAGGGUUAAAAAGCGCUCCAGUACAAGUUCCUGAAUAAUUUGAUUCAUGGCCCGAAUUCGCUCCUGUGGAAUUGUUGACCCUGGAUGGGAGCAUGGCAUUGCUCAAGAUGAGAAGAAGAAGAAGGUUAAAUGUAAUUACUGUGGGAAAAUAGUUAGUGGUGGAAUAUACAGGUUAAAGCAACAUUUAGCUCGAGUUUCUGGAGAAGUAACUUAUUGUGACAAGGCUCCGGAUGAAGUAUAUUUGAGAAUGAAAGAAAACUUGGAAGGAUGUCGUUCCAAUAAGAAAGCAAGACAGUCUGAAGAUGAGGGACAGGUUUUUUUGAAUUUUCACUCCAACGAUGAUGAAGAAGAAGUGAAUGUUGGGUAUAGAAGCAAAGGAAAGCAGUUGAUGGUUGUUCGGACUUCGCCUGUGAACUCAACUCCUCUUCGUUCACUGGGGUAUGUUGACCCUGGGUGGGAACAUGGUGUUGCUCAGGAUGAGAGGAAAAAAAAAGUAAAAUGCAAUUAUUGUGAGAAAAUAGUUAGUGGGGGUAUUAAUCGUUUUAAACAACAUCUAGCUAGAAUUCCUGGGGAAGUAGCACCUUGUAAACAUGCUCCUGAGGAAGUUUAUCUCAUGAUAAAAGAGAAUAUGAAAUGGCACCGUACUGGUAGAAGACACAGACGACCUGAUACUGGUGAAUUAUCAGCUUUCUUUAUGCUGACAGACAAUGAAAAUGAAGAGGAAGAAAAAGAGCAGGCUGUUCUGCAUCAUUUCAGCAAAGAAAGUCUGAUCGAAGGCGAUAAAAGAAUGGGAAAAGAUCUGACAAAGGCAGUCAAAGGGAUGUCUCCCAGUACUUGUUCUGAACCAUCAUUUAAAAGAUCAAGAUUGGAUUCUCUUUUUUUGAAAAAACCAAAGACUCAGAAACAACAAUCUCACAAACAAGCAAAAGUAAAUACAGCAUCCAAUAAAAAAUCCGCUAAUGAAGUUAUAUCUGCAAUUUGCAAAUUUUUUUACUAUGCAGGAGUUCCUUUACAAGCAGCAGACUCCAUAUACUUCCAUAAGAUGCUAGAGUUGGUUGGUCGAUAUGGACAGGGUUUGGUAUGCCCUCAGAGCCAACUGAUAUCUGGCCGGUUUCUACAGGAGGAAAUUACAACAGUUAAAAACUACCUAGUUGAGUGUAAGGCGUCCUUGACAAUCACCGGUUGUUCUAUAAUGGCAGACACUUGGAGAGAUACACAGGGUAGAACAUUAAUUAACUUUUUGGUGUCUUGCCCCCAAAGCGUUUAUUUUGUUUCUUCAGUUGAUGCCACUGAUGUAAUAGAAGAUGCUUCUAAUUUGUUUAAGCUGUUGGACAAAGUGGUGGAAGAGACUGGUGAGGACAAUGUAGUUCAGGUAAUCACAGAGAAUACUCCCAGUUAUAAAGCUGCUGGUAAGAUGCUUGAAGAGAAAAGAAGGAAGUUAUUCUGGACUCCAUGUGGCACCUAUUGUUUUGAUCGGAUGCUUGAAGACUUUUUGAAGAUAAGAAGUGUAGGGGAAUGCAUGGAGAAGGGACAACGAAUUACAAAGUUCAUUUACAACCAAAUUUGGUUGUUAAAUCUUAUGAAGAAUGAAUUUACCGAGGGACAGGAACUUCUGAGGCUGUCUAUUACUAAGUGUGCCUCUAGCUUUUCCACUCUGCAAAGCUUGCGGGACCACAAGAUUAGUCUGAGAAAAAUGUUUCUAUCAAACAAAUGGAUUUCCUCUCGGCUGUCCAAAUCAGGCCUGGGAAAAGAUGUUGAAAAUAUUGUUUUAAACCCUGCAUUUUGGAAGAAGGUGCAGUAUGUUUUGAAAUCGGUGGACCCAAUAAUGCAGGUGCUUCAAAAGAUUGACAAUGGUGAAAGCUUGUCAAUGCCAUCUAUAUAUAAUGAUAUGUACAGAGCAAAGCUUGCAAUUAAAUCCAUCCACGGUGAUGAUGCACGUAAAUAUGAACCAUUCUGGAAUGUAAUAGACCAUCACUGGAGUUCACUUUUCUACCACCCUCUGUGUAUGGCUGCUUACUUCUUAAAUCCAUCGUACAGAUAUCGUACUGAUUUUAUGGCGCAUUCAGAGGUGGUGCGUGGACUUAACGAAUGCAUAGUUAGGCUGGAAUCAGACAAUAUGAGAAGGAUUUCUGCAUCUAUGCAGAUUUCUGAUUAUAUUACUGCAAAAGCUGAUUUUGGAACUGAAUUGGCAAUCAGUACAAGAACAGAGCUUGAUCCAGCUGCAUGGUGGCAACAACAUGGGAUAAGUUGCUUUGAGCUGCAACGAAUAGCUGUACGCAUAUUAAGUCAGACAUGCUCAUCUUUUGGGUGUGAGCAUAACUGGAGCAUAUUUGAUCAGAUAUACAGCCAAAGGCACAAUCGUUUAGCCCAGAAAAGACUGAAUGAUCUUAUCUAUGUUCACUACAACUUGCGGCUUAGAGAACACCAAUUAAGGAAAAAGUCGGAUGAAAUCUCUCUUGACAGUGCUCUCAUAGAACGUUUACUAGGUGACUGGAUAGUAGAAGCAGAGAAACAAGCCUUGCAAGAUGAUGAGGAAAUCAUUUACAGUGGGAUGAAACAAGAUUCAUAUGAUAAUGAUUUGGUUGAUUAUCAAGAUGGAACUGCAGAGGCUAGGAAGGGAUCCCUUGAGCUGGUUUCUUUGACUGAUGUAGAAUCAUUGGAUGCUAUUCCUGCCGAUGCUGGUGCUGCCACUGACGAUGAAGCUGACAUAAAUUUUUUUGAUGAUGAUUUGAGUGAUUAGUCAAGUUAUAUGAUUCAACUAACCUGGAAAGAAGUAAUGUAUCUACAUGUGACAGACCUUACGAUAAUUAGAUUGAAAGUGAUGAGAAGUUCAUUCUGUAGAUUUUGCAUUGUAGCUUCUCUUUUUGUAGUCCAAAAGACAUUCAAUAUGAAAAAAUACCUGUAUACCCUGAA